Chlorella variabilis is the source of this 1974-nucleotide messenger RNA. RefSeq lists its product as hypothetical. The record is from RefSeq and is a predicted model, not a curated record. Bases 1 to 1974 code for a protein of 657 amino acids. Gene Ontology annotation, molecular function: RNA binding; RNA lariat debranching enzyme activator activity. Gene Ontology annotation, cellular component: post-mRNA release spliceosomal complex. The transcript is spliced from 16 exons. Gene Ontology annotation, biological process: mRNA splicing, via spliceosome. Lineage: Eukaryota; Viridiplantae; Chlorophyta; Trebouxiophyceae; Chlorellales; Chlorellaceae.
AUGGUCAAGGUGCUAUUCGCUGGCGAUGUUGGGGGCAAGGUCGAGGCCCUGUUCAAGCGAGUGGCAGCUGUCAAUUCUUCCAAUGGACCAUUUGACAUGCUGCUGUGCACCGGAGGGUUCUUUGCGGGCUCUGGCCCUGACGAUGACGAGUACAGCGGGGAGUUGCUGCCAUACAUCACGGGGGAGAAGAAGGCGCCAGUGCCCACCUACUUUGUAGGCGGCUGGGGCCACGGCAGCAAGCAGGCGCUCGAGGCGCUGCCAGCCUCUGAGGGCAAUGUGAAGUACCUGGGGCGCAGCGGCGUGGUCACCGUGGGCGGGCUGUUGGUGGCCUUCUUGGACGGCCAGUACAAUGCAGCUGCCUUUAGGACACAGGAGCCCACCGGCACCAGCAGCGUCGGCCCCGGCUGCCGAUACUACGCAGAGAGCGAUGUGGACCGGCUGAAGCUGGGCCUGGCCAAGGCAGAGGGUGACAUCGAUGUGCUGCUGACAUGCGAGUGGCCGGCAGGGCUGUGCGAUGGGCUGCCCGAUACCGCCAAGCCGCAGGGCGUGCCGUUGGAUGGGGCUGCCAUGUGUGCGGAGGUGGCCCUGGCGUGCCGGCCGCGGUACCAUGUGGCAGCAGGCAAGCGCGCAUUUUUUGCCCGCGCGCCUUACUUGAAUUCCGACCUGGGUGCGGGAGGGCACGCGACGCGCUUCAUUGGGCUGGCAGAGGUGGGCAACACCAGCAAGCAGAAGUGGCUGCAUGCGCUGGCACUGACGCCUGCCGCAGAGAUGACGCCAGAGCAGCUGACGGCGGUGCCAGAGGGUACGACCAAGUGCCCUUACGAGGUGGCCAGUAGAAAGCGCGGGGCGGAUGCCAUGGACGAUGAGCAGCUUGGGGCGCAGGACUGGCGGUGGCAGCAGCGCGGCGGCAAGCGGCAGCAGGGGGGGCAGCAGCAGCGGCUGCCCGUCGCGGCGCCGAGCUUAGGGCGGCAAGAUGUUGUGAAGGACAAGAGCAAGACGGCCUUUGUGCGCAAUGUGCCCUUCAGGCAUGCCCCAGCCGCUGCGCAGCUGGCCUGCCUGCCUGCCUGUCCUUUUUUGGCCACCGAAGACGACCUGGUGGAGUUCUUCAGCCAGUGCGGCACGGUGGUGGACCUGGUGCGGCGCACCAACAAGGAGGGCAAGCUCAACGCCUUCUGCCACAUCCAGUUUGACAGCGUGGAAGCCAUGGAGCGGGCGUGCCAGGUCACCGGCUCACAGCUGAUGGGCCGCACGCUAUACAUAGAUGCCGCCACCAGCGGCGCUGAAGCCAAGGCGCGCGCCGCGAAGCCCGUGGAGGGGUGCUGGUUCUGCCUGAGCAACCCCAAUGCCGACGUUGAGCUGGUUGCGUCCGUGGGCGAGGAGUGCUACGUGGCUCUUGACAAGGGGGCCAUCACCGACCAACACGUGCUCAUCCUGCCUGUGGAGCACUUUGCCAGCUCGCAGGCAGCCCCCAGCAGCGCCACCGAGGAAAUGCAGCGGUACGUGUCGGCGCUGCGCAGCUGCUUUGCGGCUUCCGGCAAGGAGCUGGUGGGAUUCGAGCGGUACAUGGCCCUGCGCAAGAGCGGCGGCAACCACUGCCACUUCAACGCCAUUGCAGUUCCAUCCGCUGCUGCCAAGCAGGCGCAGGAGGCGUUUGAGCGGGGCGCGGCGCGGCACGGCUUCGAGCUGCAGCACCUGCCAAAGGUGGCGGGCGAUGCGGCGGCACGGGAGCAGCUGAAGGCCGCAGUCGGGGAGGGCGAGUACUUUGUUGCGGUGCUGCCCGACGGCAGCCGCCUGGUGCACCCCAUCGCCUACGGCGAGCGCUUCCCGCUCAACUAUGGUCGGGAGGUGCUGGCUGAGCUGGCGGGCGUGCCCCAAAGGGCGGACUGGAAGGCGUGUGCGGCCAGCAAGGCAGAGGAGGAGGCGCGGACGGAGCGGUUCAAGGCUGCCUUCCGUGCGUACGACAUCAUGCAGUAG